GAAAUUAUGAAGUAAGCGCUACUUGGCGUUGUUGCCUGAGUUGGUCGUAUAGUAGUAUAUCUUCAAGGUUACUUCCAUCCUCGCCCCAUAUUUCUGCAUCGCUACGUUUCCGUCUUGAAAGGGAAUACUUCUGCAAAUCAGCCAGUGGACGCGAGUGUAUAACCCCGACAAUGCAAUGCCAACUAGGUGUUCGUGUGCUACUGUCGCUGCUAGCGUUGCUAUUCUUGACUGGAUGCAGCCAGUCCAAGAUCUUGCCUUACACGGAAGAGUGGACGGAGAGCAGGAUCGAUCAUUUCAAUCCGAUCAUUCGGACUCCUGACAAGUUCGCGCAGCGCAUGCUCGUGAACAAGCAGUAUUUCGACGAAGACGCCGGCCCAAUUCUGCUGUACACCGGCAAUGAGGGAGCCAUUGACCAAUUCUGGAAUAACACUGGAUUUGUUUUUGAACUGGCGGAGCUACACAAAGGGUACGUCAUCUUCAUUGAACACCGUUACUACGGGAAAUCAAUACCGUUCGGAGAUGCCUGGACUCAAAACUACAACUAUCAAUUUUUGACCGUGGAGCAGGCCAUUGCCGAUUACGCCGUUAUCAUCAGCCGACUGAAGACCAGUCUUGGCAAUCCCAAGCGCAAAGUCAUUGCGUUUGGAGGUAGCUACGGUGGGGUGUUGACGGCAUUCAUGCGCUUCAAGUAUCCGAACAUUGUCGACGGAGGGCUGGCGGCAAGUGCACCGAUUUACCCGAUGGGUGGGUAUGAUUUCUACCGCGCGGUGACGGAGGACUGUGAGCGCUACAACAGCCAGUGUCCUAUACGCGUUCGCAGCGGCUACACCAUGCUACUGGAUACGGUGAAGACGAUGAGCGGCUUGGACAAAGUUACACAACUGUUUCACCUGUGCAAGCCGCUGACGGCUCUGUCGCUGCCGCACUUCCUCCUGUGGGCGCGCAACGCGUUUACUAUCAUGGCCAUGGCUGACUACCCGUAUCCGGCGUCGUUCCUCGGCAGUUUACCAGCGUACCCCAUCAAUGAUGCGUGCAACACGAUUCUGGGUGGAGACGAUGCAUUGAGCGGCCUGGCCAAUGCCACCGUGAGGUUCUACGACGCCACUGCAACCGGUAGCCAUACGCAAUGCCAUGACCUCGACAAGGAGUACAUCACGUGUGCGGAUGCUACGGGCUGUGGAAACAUGGCCCAGUGGGACAUACAGAUUUGCCUUCAGGUACGGCUGGCUUCCGGUACGAACAACAAGACUGAUAUGUUUCCGCCGAUCGAGCCGUGGACCGACAGCGUGUACGAGGCGUACUGUGCAAAGAAGUACGGAUCUGGCCUGGCAUACAACACCGACUUCUACAACAUCAACUUCUGGACGGAUCAGAUCCGCGGGGCUUCCAACCUGAUCUUCUCCAACGGCGACCUUGAUCCGUGGCGUUACGGCGGCGUAUAUGGCACAGAUCUUCCCUCAACGGUGUACCCAAUCAUUGUGAAGGGCGGCGCCCAUCACCUGGACUUGCGAGGUUCUGACAAGCGUGAUCCGGCAACGGUCACCGCUGCUCGAGACGUAGAGAAGUUGAUCAUCGCCGAUUGGUUGUACUUGGGUAACUGAUAGGCACUACUGUGCUAGAGACGUGAUUUGUUUUGCCAAAAGCGAGUGGGUCCCUGGUUCAAGUCCUGGUGUUGGCAGCCAGGGAGUCAUCAAAUCCGGCAUUUGAUGACUCCGUGGUGGAAGUCAUUUUUUCUUCUGACUUGUCCCGUUUCCGCUCGCUCAAACGUUUGAUAAUGUCCAAUUCUGCAUUUUAGCAGUCCAAAGUUACUAGUUACUAGUAAUUAGAUUACUUCUGAAGUAUUUGAAGUUUGUAUUUCCAAACUCCUUUUUAUUAUUCCUCAAUUUUAUUUCUUGACAGCUAGCUGUUUCUACAGAAUAGUUUAUUUUGUUUAUUAUGAACGUUGGCAAGAAAAUACUUAGUAUUACUAGUA
Sycon ciliatum is the source of this 1972-nucleotide messenger RNA. RefSeq names its product dipeptidyl peptidase 2-like. Gene Ontology annotation, biological process: proteolysis. The transcript has a single exon. Gene Ontology annotation, molecular function: serine-type exopeptidase activity; dipeptidyl-peptidase activity. NCBI's taxonomy places the organism in Eukaryota, Metazoa, Porifera, Calcarea, Leucosolenida, Sycettidae. Bases 171 to 1601 code for a protein of 476 amino acids. The record is from RefSeq and is a predicted model, not a curated record.